Messenger RNA from Amaranthus tricolor (Joseph's coat), 2102 nucleotides. RefSeq lists its product as uncharacterized. The record is from RefSeq and is a predicted model, not a curated record. The transcript is spliced from 14 exons. Bases 426 to 1868 code for a protein of 480 amino acids. NCBI's taxonomy places the organism in Eukaryota, Viridiplantae, Streptophyta, Magnoliopsida, Caryophyllales, Amaranthaceae.
GGCACUCCACUCUACCUUUUCUCUACUCAGACACUCGGAAGGUCCUAACUUAACCCAACUCAACCCACUCAGAAACUCAAGGAUACACAGCACUUCUCUAAGAUCUCCACCCGGAUCCGUACCAUUCUGCACGCCUGAACGGUAUUUAGCUGCUAAUUCUCCCGCCAAAUCUACUUGCUCCCCGGAAAGGACUGCAAAUUACUCUACCCAAACUAGUAGUUUGCGCCAUUUUUGUGAUAUUUGUUGCUUCUAGACUUGCUGUUGAUGUUUUAAGAGGGUUGGUAUUACAUUGGCGAAGUUCAAUUGUAUUUUCUGGGAGCUCCAAUAAGCAGGCUGAUUCUGGCAUCGACACCCUUUCUUAUGGUUUCUGGUAGAACUUUAGGGUUAUAGAGAACUCAUUAUGGUUCUCACCUAAAUAUACACUGAUGGAGCAAUUUAUCAAUUUUGUGAUUCGACCUCCCAGGGCUGUGUACGAUCCAGAUCAGUACUUGUGGGAGAAGGAUUUUACACUUGCUGGCAGAGCAUACAAAAGAGAGGAUUUGGAGCUUGAAAAUGGAAGAGGCCAAACCUUGAAGUGUAGUCAUUAUGUUCCAUCUCUUCUCCCAGAAAAUCCUGCUCUUCCAUGUGUUGUAUACUGUCAUGGCAAUAGUGGAUGCCGAGCAGAUGCAAAUGAAGCUGCGGUUGUUCUUCUUCCAGCAAAUAUUACAGUAUUUACUCUGGACUUCUCGGGAUCAGGCUUAUCUGAUGGUAAAUAUGUUAGCCUUGGAUGGCAUGAGAAAGAUGAUCUCAGGGUUGUAAUCUCAUAUCUAAGAAGUCAAAAGCGUGUAGCGCAUAUAGGCCUUUGGGGAAGAUCUAUGGGUGCUGUCACAAGCCUUCUUUAUGGAUCGAAGGAUCCUUCAAUCUCUGGGAUGGUUCUAGAUAGUGCGUUCACUAAUUUAUUCGAUCUUAUGAUGGAACUUGUUGAUGUCUACAAGAUACGGCUUCCCAAAUUCACUGUGAAGAUGGGAGUUCAGUACAUGCGACGCAUGAUUCAGAAGAGGGCGAAAUUUGAUAUCAAGGACCUCAAUGCCUUGCAGGUUGCAAGCAAAACAUUCAUUCCUGCUUUAUUUGGACAUGCUAAGGAGGAUAAGUUUAUUCAACCGCACCACACUGACAUUAUCUUCAAAUUGUAUGCGGGUGAUAAAAACAUCAUAAAAUUUGAUGGUGAUCAUAACUCUUCAAGACCACAGUUCUACUAUGAUUCAGUUUCCAUAUUCUUCUACAAUACUCUACAUCCACCACAACUUGCUUCCGUCUGGUCCAAUAAAAUUGAGGAAUUACAUAACUUGAAGGAUCUCAAUGGUGGUGCUGGCAUGGAUGAGAGGCUGCUGUAUGAGAUUCUAUCCAAUUUUCGUGUUGGGAAUACCAAUGUAGCAAGCUCAUCUUCUGCUUCCUGUGGCUUUCCAACUGCUAAAUCUGUUGAAGAUAUUCUCUCCGAAAUUGCACCAGUCUUGGCCACUAACGACAUGACAUCUAACAAAGUCAUGCAUGCAGCUGACGGGAAUUUCCAGGAUAAAAUCCAGGAAUCUGAUGAAGAAUGCUGCUCUCACACAAGCUCUAACAGGGAGAGUUUAGGACGAUGCUCAUCUUUAGAAGACACUGACUUGGCAGAGCAUAUAGAUACGAGUAACAGCAAUCAGAUGAAUACUGAUAUGCAGAGUACCAGUACAGCACAAAACUUAGGUAAAUUACCCGAAGACAAACAGAAGUUUAAUCGAAAAAAAGUCUGCUCUCCUGCUUCAAAGAAGUCCAAAUCCGAGAAAUCAGAAAAACUGGGCACUUUAAGCCAACUUUUGCGACUUUGCAUUCUGAAAAGAGUACCACAGUAAACCGUGUUCAUGAGUGUUGAUGUACGCACGAGUUGUUCUUUGUUAUAUUAUAUUGUUUAUUCUUUUAAAUUGGAUUAGUAUUUGUGUAUAUCCAAUUGGCGAAGCAUUUGUGUAUUCUUCUGGUAACACUCAUGUAAAAGCUAAGAUGUUAGGUGCCAUUUGGUUUAGGUCUGGUUAACCAAGGAAAACGAAAAUUUGUACCAAAGUGCGAUUUUGUGGGUGUUUGGUUCAUAA